ACUUUCACAAUUGGUCCGCCAUUUCUCACCAUCUUCUGUCUGCUCUCUCUCUCUCCCUCUGCCUACAUAUACAUACACAUAUACACAGGAUCUUCAUCACCUCUGCUCUUCAUUCCUAUCCUCUCCUCCACCAAUCAUCAGGACAAAGAUGGAGAUUAACGGAAAUGAUGAGCUAAAGUCACCACUUUUGCAACCUUCAGAUGUUACCCUGAAUGCAGACAGAACUACAAAAUCAAUCAUGUUUAAAGUUAGUGGCAUUGAGUGCGCAUCUUGUGCUACUUCUAUUGAAUCGGCACUUGAGAAGUUAAGUGGAGUGGAGAGUGUUAUGGUUUCACCACUUCAAGGGCAGGCUGUGGUUAGAUAUAUACCCGAACAAAUUACUGCAAAAAAAAUAAAAGAAACCAUCGAAGAUGCAGGUUUUGAAGUGAAUGACUUUCCAGAAAAAGACAUAGCAGUAUGUCGGCUCAGAAUUAAAGGUAUGGCAUGCACAAACUGCUCUGAGUCUGCGGAGCGUGCUCUUUCAAUGGUUGAUGGAGUAAAAAAAGCAGUGGUGGGUCUAGCUCUUGAAGAAGCAAAAGUCAAUUAUGACCCAAACAUCACGGAUACUGAUCAGAUUAUUAAAGCAAUAGAAGAUGCCGGCUUUGGAGCUGACCUCAUAAGCUCUGGAAGUGAUGUGACUAAAGUACAUUUAGACCUAGAUGGCAUCAGUUCUCCAGAAGAUUUAUCUGUUAUCCACUGUGUACUUGAGUCACAGGAGGGUGUGCAAUAUGUUGAGAUGAACUUGGAGGAGCACAAGGUUACUGUUAGUUAUGACCCAGACAUUGUUGGUCCAAGGUCUCUUAUACGUUGCAUCCAUGAAGCUGGUCAGGGAGAAAAAUCUUAUCAUGCAAGAUUGUACAAUCCACCAAGACAGCGAGAGACAGAGAAGAAACACGAAAUCCAGAUGUACAGAAACCAGUUUUGGUGGAGCUGCAUAUUUACUGUUCCUGUCUUAAUGUUUUCAAUGGUACUGCCAAUGCUUCCUCCUUAUGGAAACUGGUUAGAUUAUAAGGUUCAUAAUAUGCUCACACUUGGGAUGCUGUUAAGAUGGUUUUUUAGCAGUCCUGUUCAAUUUAUAAUUGGUCGAAGAUUUUAUAUCGGGUCCUAUCAUGCACUGAGAAGAAAGUCAGCUAAUAUGGAUGUACUGGUGGCGUUAGGCACCAAUGCUGCUUACUUAUAUUCUGUAUAUGUAUUAGUAAAAGCAUUGACUUCUGCAACAUUUACGGGAAAUGAUUUUUUUGAGACUAGUUCUAUGUUGAUUUCAUUUAUCCUCCUUGGAAAAUAUUUGGAGGUUGUAGCUAAAGGGAGGACGUCAGAUGCUUUGGCAAAGCUGACAGAUCUUGCUCCAGAUACAGCUCACCUGUUAACGUAUGGAGCUGAUGGGAAUGUCAUAUCUGAAGAAGAAAUUAGCACUCAACUUAUCCAACGGGAUGACAUACUUAAAAUUGUUCCAGGGGCAAAGGUUCCGGCUGAUGGAAUCAUUGUUGAUGGUCAGAGCCAUGUAAAUGAGAGUAUGAUAACAGGAGAAGCAAGGCCCGUUGCUAAAAGACCUGGUGACAAAGUUAUUGGUGGUACGAUGAAUGAAAAUGGAUGCUUGCUGGUGAAAGCCACUCAUGUAGGCUCAGAAACUGCACUCUCUCAAAUCGUUCAGAUAGUUGAAGCUGCGCAGCUUGCCAGAGCACCUGUACAGAAGCUAGCAGACCAGAUAUCCAAAAUUUUUGUACCUGCAGUCGUUGUAGCAGCUUUUGCAACAUGGCUGGGAUGGUUUAUUCCUGGAGAAGCAGGGUUUUACCCUAAAAGUUGGAUACCAGAAGCUAUGGAUGCAUUUGAACUUGCACUGCAGUUUGGUAUAUCGGUCUUGGUAGUUGCAUGUCCGUGUGCAUUGGGACUAGCGACUCCAACAGCAGUCAUGGUUGCUACAGGGAAAGGUGCUAGUCAAGGUGUGCUUAUCAAGGGUGGUGAUGCGCUAGAGAAGGCACACAAGGUGAAAAUAGUUGUCUUCGACAAAACAGGGACAUUGACAGCCGGAAAACCAACAGUCGUUAGUGCUAAGAUUUUCUCUAAAUUUUCAAUGGAGGAGUUCUGCAACGUAGUUAUAGCAGUAGAGGCAAAUAGUGAGCACCCAAUAGCAAAAGCUGUGGUUGAGCAUGCUAAGAAAUUUCGCAAGGAGUAUGGGUCCCAAACUGAACAGUCAUCUGAGGUGAAGGACUUUGAGGUGCAUCCAGGAGCCGGAGUGGGUGGAAAAGUUGGAGAGAGAAUGAUUUUAAUUGGGAACAGGAGGCUCAUGUGGGCUUCUAAUGUCCCAGUUCUUCCGGAGGUUGAUGCUUACAUAUCAGAAAACGAAGAAUUGGCUCGUACUUGCAUACUAGUUUCUAUUAAUGGGCGUCUUGCUGGUGCUCUUGCUGUGACAGAUCCAGUGAAGCCAGAGGCUGCACGUGUCAUAUCAUUCCUGCAAUCAAUGAGCAUUACAUGCAUAAUGGUGACGGGUGAUAACUAUGCAACAGCAACUGCCAUAGGCAAGGAGGUUGGGAUACAAGAGGUGUUUGCCGAGACAGAUCCAUUGGGAAAAGCUGAUAGGAUAAAAGAAUUGCAGAUGAAAGGUACAACUGUAGCAAUGGUAGGAGAUGGUAUAAAUGACUCACCAGCACUAGUUGCAGCUGAUGUUGGCUUGGCAAUAGGCGCAGGGACAGAUGUAGCAAUAGAAGCAGCUGAUAUUGUUUUAAUCAAGAGCAACUUGGAAGAUGUUAUCACUGCAAUAGAUCUCUCCCGGAAGACAAUAUCUCGUAUCCGCCUCAACUAUGUCUGGGCACUCGGAUACAACAUACUAGGUAUGCCUAUUGCUGCUGGAAUUUUGUUCCCAUUCACUGGAAUCCGUCUACCUCCUUGGCUAGCUGGAGCUUGCAUGGCCGCGUCUUCCAUAAGCGUGGUUUGUUCAUCGCUUCUGUUACAGUUUUACAAAAAGCCGUUGCAUCGAAAUGAUAAUUGAUGAUCAAUCUUACUAUAAUUAGUCAGGUAAAUUGCAGCAUUCGGUUCAUAUAUUGAACUAUGCAAUAAAAUGCUGAACAUCAUCACAUGUAGGUUUUUGAGAUUCUUAAAACUCAGUUAGACAGUAAUGAACAGCGGUAUAUUUUGUUAAUCAGGAAGCCAACUUCUACCUCUUGGAUUGCUUCUGGUAAGCGUCAACAUUUGCUUCUCUUUGCUUUAUAAUACUAGCAAUAUAUGUUUAAAUUCUGCUAAAAGAAUAAACUUUAUUCUACUUUGAUGUAGUUUUAUAUCACAACAUUUUAAUAUGUAUGGCGACAUUGUAAUUGACUGUACUAUAUAGUUUGUGUGAUGCUGA
This is a messenger RNA of Daucus carota subsp. sativus, 3379 nucleotides long. Its product is annotated as copper-transporting ATPase HMA4. Gene Ontology annotation, molecular function: ATPase-coupled monoatomic cation transmembrane transporter activity; ATP binding; ATP hydrolysis activity. NCBI's taxonomy places the organism in Eukaryota, Viridiplantae, Streptophyta, Magnoliopsida, Apiales, Apiaceae. The transcript has 9 exons. The record is from RefSeq and is a predicted model, not a curated record. The coding region runs from base 149 to 3025 and encodes 958 amino acids. Gene Ontology annotation, cellular component: membrane. Gene Ontology annotation, biological process: monoatomic cation transport.